AUGGAAAACUUUCAACAAUUUUCCAUGUACCCACAAUGUAGUGUUAGUGGCGUGAAUACAUAUGUAAACAAUACCGAGAAUAUGAAUAUGAACAGUGAAUUAUGUUAUGGCCACGUUAGAACAGUAAGUAAUGAUACUGACAAUUUUACACACAUGAGAAAAAGAAGUCUCUCAAACCAAGAUAUGCAAUAUUUAUCUGAUAAUGAUUCAAUGAAUAAACGACUGAAGAAAUCGAUAGUUUCUCCCCAAUCGAACACACCGCCAACAAUAGAAGUAGAACCCCCUACUAGAUUAGAAUUGCUUAUAAUCCAAUUAUCUACAAACUUAAACACAGUGAGUGAAAAGCUAGAAAAGAGAAUAGAUGAACUUGAAACAAAUUUUGAACAAAAGAUUACCGAAAAAAUAUCAGAAAAGGUUUCAAUAAUGAUUGAUGAAAAGCUAAAACAGAAUAUAGAUACAGUUAGAGAAGAAGUAAAAGCUGACAUGUUAGCCUUAACCGAAACAUUUCUACGAAAAGACGAAAAGUUGAACAUUCCGGGGUAUACUUUCUUUGGCAACAAUCGGAAAACUAUAAACAGAAAUGCUAAUCGAGGAUCAGGUGGCGUUGGCGUUUUAGUGAAGGAUGAAAUUUACAAUAGCUACACUUUCGAAACUUUGGACUCUGAAGUUGACGGAAUUUUAUGGAUUAAAAUGAGAUCAAAAAUAGAUGUUUUAAGUUUAUGCAUUGCGAUUUGUUACCUACCCCCAGCCGAGUCGUGUAGAGCGUUGGACCAUCGUGUAUUUUUUCAAACUUUAUUAGAACAAGUGUAUACAUACCAAAACAUGGGAAGAAUUGUUAUUUGUGGCGACUUCAACUCUCGAGUAGGACGAAAUUUAGAUUAUAUCGAAGGUGUUGAUAACAUUAAACCCCGAAGUGUGGUAGACUUUACAGAUAAUCAUCAAGGUGAUGCUUUUAUAAAUUUUCUUAGUGACGCUAAUUUUGCGAUGUUAAAUGGUCGCUUCGGUGACAAUGAUUUUACAUAUAUUUCACCAACUGGACGUUCAGUGGUCGAUUAUGUCUGCGUGCCAUAUGAAGAUAUGGAAUGUAUUUUAGAUUUUAAAAUAAUGCCGAUGUCGAACAUAAUUAACGAACUAAAUGUCAUGCCUGAUAGGAUCCCAGAUCAUUCUUUAAUGUAUUGUGACAUUUUAUUGCCGAAGGCAGUUAGCAAUGCGAGUUAUUGUGAUCGUAAUACAACAGGAUUAAAACGAAAAUUUAAAGUGUCUGCAUUACCGAGUGAUUUUCUUAACAAUGAGGAGAUAACUGAAUUGAUCAACGAUACUAUUAGCACUAUAGAAAAUUCAAUUCAAAUAAAUGAAAACAUUCAAUUGGCCUAUGACCAGUUCCAAUCUUUGAUAAAAAGCGAAAUGGAAAAUAAAUUACCUGUGCAUGAAACAGAUUAUAACAGAAGUGAUAAGCGUAAAAAGUCUAUGUUUAAACCGUAUUGGAACGAUAUUCUGCGUGACCAAUGGAAUAAAGUAUGUAUGUCUGAAAGAAAAUGGUUAAAACAUUCCGGUUCAAACAGUGAAAAGCGCAAAUUAAAAGAUUGUUAUUGUACAGAACGAAAACAAUUUGAUCGAAUGAACCGUAAAUUUAAAAGACGAUAUCAGAAUAACGAACGACAAAAACUAGUAGAUAAACUCUAUUCAAGUAACCAACGUGAUUUCUGGCGAUCAAUCGGGAAAGUAGGAAUAUGCAACGAACGGAAAUCUUGUAUACCUAGCGCUGUUGUAAAUGAAGAUGGAACUAUAGAAACGGACAAAGUUAACGUUUUAGAUCGGUGGAAGGAAGAUUUUAGACAACUAUUUAACUCCGAUGAAAACAACGAAGAAACGAAUCCACAAUCAACGGAAAGUCAAAAUGCCAAUCGGGAUAAAACGGAAUUAAAUGAACCGAUCACUAGAGAGGAAGUGAUAACGGCCGUAACCAGAGCAAAGGUCCGAAAAGCUACAGGUAUCGAUGAUAUUCCCGCGGAAGUACUUAAAAAUGACACAGCAAUAGAACUACUGUACCAAAUAAUAAGUGGAUGUUUUCAGCUCGGAAAAGUCCCAUUAGAAUGGACAAGGGGAAUAAUUAAUCCAAUAUUGAAACCGAACGCAGACGAUGAACGUAAACCACUUAACUACCGUGGAAUAACAUUGAUAUCAGUGCCAUCUAAAAUAUACUGUAUUAUUCUCAAUCAACGUCUUAGUAAGUGGCUAGAAGAUAACGAUCAUUUAUGCGAAGAACAAAAUGGCUUCCGCAAGGGUAGAAGUUGUGAAGAACACAUCCAAGCGUUAUACCUGACUUUGAAUGAUAGAAAAAUAUCUCGACUGUCCACACAUGUAUGCUUUAUCGACAUGCGAAAACCGUUUGAUACCGUAAAUAGAACACUACUAUGGCACAAACUACAAGCCUUGGGAAUAUACGGAAGCUUUCUUAAAGCGAUACAGUCACUUUACACUGACGUCAAAUGCACUGUCCGAUUAAAUGAUGACUUAACCCCUUGGUUUAACGUAGCGAACGGAGUAAAACAAGGAUGUAUUCUGUCACCAACUCUUUUUUCCGUUUAUAUAAACGACUUAGCAGAACAUAUCAACGCGCUGAAUUGUGGUGUACGUAUAGACGAUACUAUGUUGAGCAUUUUACUAUAUGCUGAUGAUAUAGCAUUGAUAGCACCGGAUGAAAACAGUCUGCAGCAAAUGCUGAACGUUGUUACGGAAUGGUGUGAAACAUGGAAACUCUCCGUUAAUGCAGAUAAAAAAAAAGUUGUUCAUUUUCGUCCUCAAUCAAUAGCGAUAUCCGAGUAUAGUUUUGAAUGUAGUGGACACAACAUAAUGAAAAUAGAUUCAUACAAGUAUCUUGGAAUAUGGUUAGACGAGCAUCUAACAUUUCGGAAGAACGCGAGAGAACUGUCAAAAUCAGCCAGUAGAGCAUUAGGUGCAUUGUGCGGUAAAGUUGUGGCUGCUGGUGGAAUGACACAUGGCGUUUACACGAAGCUUUAUUCAACAGUUGUUGAGCCGAUACUUUUGUAUGGAAGUGGAAUAUGGGGAACAAAGACUUUCAGUGAAAUAACAUCUGUACAGAACCGUGCGUGUAAAUAUUUUCUAUCCGUCGGUAAAAACACUUCAAAUUUAUCCUCUCGAGGGGAUAUGGGUUGGACAUCUUGUGAAACCAAACAGAGGAAGUCCUGCACACGUCUAUUGUGCAAGUUAUAUAAAUUGGACGAAACGAGAAUGUUGAGCAAAAUUUGGAAAUAUUCGGCCCGUCGACGCAAAGGAUGGACAUUCAUGGUAAACAAACUGAUAGACAAGAUUGAUAUGGACUUUUUUUAUACAUUGUUUUGA
Messenger RNA from Mytilus trossulus (common blue mussel), 3363 nucleotides. RefSeq lists its product as uncharacterized. NCBI's taxonomy places the organism in Eukaryota, Metazoa, Mollusca, Bivalvia, Mytilida, Mytilidae. The transcript has 2 exons. Gene Ontology annotation, molecular function: catalytic activity. The coding region runs from base 1 to 3363 and encodes 1120 amino acids. The record is from RefSeq and is a predicted model, not a curated record.